Messenger RNA from Salvelinus sp. IW2-2015, 2825 nucleotides. RefSeq names its product tetratricopeptide repeat domain 12 (gene ttc12). Gene Ontology annotation, molecular function: protein binding. NCBI's taxonomy places the organism in Eukaryota, Metazoa, Chordata, Actinopteri, Salmoniformes, Salmonidae. Gene Ontology annotation, biological process: axonemal dynein complex assembly; sperm axoneme assembly. The record is from RefSeq and is a predicted model, not a curated record. Gene Ontology annotation, cellular component: centrosome; cytoplasm.
UCAAGAGGAAGAGUAAAGUUUGUCAUCUACAGCUAUUGUAGCUACAGUAACUAGCUAAACAAAUCAAAUACCUUGUUUCCUUGGUAUUGCAUAAUCUCCGUUUAGCAGAUUACUAGUAAACAAAUCAACAUGACAAAAGAGUUCGAGGAUUUUGAGAGUUUCUUGAAGAAUGUUGAUGAAAUAAGCGACCUGGUCAAGGAUCUGAACUCCUCUGAUGUAACGUCUCAGCAGAGAGCUGUGGAAAAGGCUGAUUGCUACAUAAGUACCUUGAAGGAGAAGGAGGAACCAUGCAAAACACUCCUCAACAGGACRGUGAUAAACACCAAUCGCUCACAACAGGCACCUGCACCGACGGGUUCACAAAAUGAUCCCAGUUCAAGUGCAGAUCAUUUCAUGAAAAUGAUGGAAAGCGAUGCAGAGGACAGACACAAAAGGAGACAAAUGAGACAGGAGAAAGCAAAUGCCCUUAAAGAAAAGGGGAACGAAGCAUACGCCCAGGGAGAAUACGAGACGGCUGUGAAGCUUUAUAGCGACGGUUUAGACGAGCGACGAGACAUGCAGCCGCUGUAUACCAACAGAGCACAAUCCUAUAUCAAACUGGAGAAAUACAAGGAGGCCAUAAGUGACUGUGAGUGGGCUCUAAAGUGUAAUGACAAGUGUGUUAAAGCGUAUCUUCACAUGGGGAAAGCACACCUGGCACUUGAGAAUUAUAACGAGUCACGAAUGUGCUAUCAAAAGAUACUGGAAAUUGAGCCAGGACGGGAAAAGAUGCUCAAAGAGUAUCUGACCCAAGUGGAUUUGGAGGAAGAAAGAGAAUGCCAGGAAAGCAAAGCGUGGGAGGAGUUUGAUAAGGGAGAAGAAAAGGCCACGACAGUGCUCCAACUGUUGAAAAAGCUGGACAGACCCGAUCAGUUCCCGUUAUACUACUGCGGAGGGCUCAAGCUUCUAUCACACGCCAUUACAGACUGCACUGGCCAGACGCUGUUCCGAUUAAACAAUGGCUUCAGUAUCAUCCAAACCAAUGACACCGUAAGAAGUUGCCUGUUGCAGAAAUCGACAGCGCCAUGCGCAGAGGAGCUAUGCGUGUCCGUGCUGAAAUUGUGGAGGGUGGUUUGCGAUGGAAAUGAUGAAAACCAAAAGAUGCUGAUGAGAUGCCCAGCCUCCGAAGAGUACAUUGUUGACUUGUUAGCAUCAGGAAUGGCGGCGGUGCGGAAAGAAUGCCUGGCGUUUCUGUCUUUGUACUCCCAAACUCCACAUGGAAGAUGCUUGGCCAUUGAGAACCUGAAUUUGCACAUGUUGGUGGGAAACUUGAUGGGGUGCAUAUCCACACAGAGCCAGCUGGAAACCACAGCGCUAACUAUUUUGGAGAACUUUGCCACAGAAAACCAAUUUUGCUUGCAGUUAAGGGACACGUUUACCACAUUGAUUGGGCUCCCUUUCGCAAGUCUGCUGAGGAACAUCACCACAUUCAACCGGCAUAGUUUUCCAUCGCUCAUAUCAACAAUAGGCAAUAUGAUUGGAGAUGAUGCCAUCCAUAACGAGGUUGCCAACUGCCAGGAGUGUUGGCAGGCCUUUCUAAUCGCCAUGAAGUGGUGUACUCACUGUGAAUACAGAGAGAUCCUUUAUCCCCUCCUGGGACUGAUGAUCAACCUCUCUGGUAAUUCCUCCACAGCCAUCCAGGAGCAUGCUGUUCCCAUCAGUGGCGUAUGCUUGGACUUGCUGAGUGAUCCCGACGGGGGCAUCAUCACAAGAGCCACAGGUUUGCUGAGUAAAGUGCUCCCACAGUCCACCGCUGCUACUGAAGACGCCGUGCAGAGAGGAGUCGUGGGGACAAUGCGGAGGCUACUGAAAGGAUCAGGGAAGACCACCACUAAAUAUUUGAUCAAGACCCUCACAGUGUGCACGGCAAUCAGUCAAACGGCUCAGGAGGAGUGGGUGAAAUGUGAUAAAAGACUUCACACCCUGAGGAGGCUCCUGGGCCCCAGCAGUGAAGAGGCAGUGGCAGGGAACGCUGCCCUGUGCCUGGGCCACUGCCUGGGGGUGCGGGGGGCAGCCAGCAGCCUCCUGGGCACCGACACUGUCCUGCUCUUGCUCCGCCAUGCUGCGGGCGACGCCAAGAGAAGUGCUGUGCAGCAAAAUUCUGCCAUCACUCUGGGGAAGCUGUGUAAAGCAGAGCCCAGGCAUAUGGCAAAACUCAGAGAACUUCACGGAUUGGAGAUACUCCACUCCUGUAUGAAGCUGAUCACAUGAGUCUCUCCAACUGACCCCAAAAAAGGCUCCCAGUCUUUUUAUAUCCCUUUCUUGUGCGUGAAAACAAAGUUCACAUAUGCCAUUUGGAAAUGACACCUUUCAUUCAGCGUAUCACGCUUAACAUAUCCCGAGGCGGAUUUUUUUUUAAGUAGCUGUUUCUUAAGCCUUUUUUAUUGUAGCACGGUUUUAUAUCCCAUGUACCCCCCUGUGUUCUGUUGUGUAUUAUGACAGGUUGCCCAAGGACAAUGUAGCUAUGGUUUUUAAUUUUCUGUUAUGAAACACUAACUAGUAAAUGAAAAAGUUCCUCCCUCCCAGCUGGCGUAAUAUUUAAUAUGUAAAGUUUAACUUCAAACAGCGUUUAAGAUGUUCGGAUAGCUAAGUAGAGUGCACUCUAUUAAAAAAGUCAUUAUUUUAAAUUGGAUUUAGUUGUUCUUUGCAUUUUGUACACAAACAAGGUCAUAAACAUUAGCAAAGUGUUCAGUUACGUCAAGUUGGCUAGUUCACCCUCUGAAUGGCACACAUACUGUACACAAUCCAUGUCUCAAUUGUCUCCAGGCUUAAAAAUCCUUCUUUAA